This is a messenger RNA of Orycteropus afer afer, 948 nucleotides long. RefSeq names its product olfactory receptor 8H1-like. Gene Ontology annotation, cellular component: membrane. Gene Ontology annotation, biological process: G protein-coupled receptor signaling pathway; sensory perception of smell. Gene Ontology annotation, molecular function: odorant binding; olfactory receptor activity; G protein-coupled receptor activity. Lineage: Eukaryota; Metazoa; Chordata; Mammalia; Tubulidentata; Orycteropodidae. The record is from RefSeq and is a predicted model, not a curated record.
AUGGGUAGAAAGAACAACACAAAUGUGUCUGAAUUCAUCCUCAUGGGACUGAUGGAGUCUGAAGAGAUCCGGCUGGUCCUCUUUAGUCUAUUUCUCCUGAUUUAUCUGAUCACUGUGCUGGGGAAUGCAGGGAUGAUACUUGUAAUCCACCUGGACCGCCACCUUCACACUCCCAUGUAUUUUUUCCUCAGUCAUCUGUCAUUCCUUGAUCUUAGUUAUUCAACAGCAAUUACCCCUAAAACCUUAGAGAACUUACAGACUUCCAGCACAUAUAUUUCAUUUGCAGGUUGUUUCACACAGCUGUAUUUUUUCAUCUUCUUGGCUGUCACGGAAUGUUUCCUUCUCUCUUCAAUGGCCUAUGAUCGCUACAUAGCUAUCAGUAAUCCUCUACAAUACUCAGUUUUUAUGUCCAUGACACUCUGCCACUCCCUCGUCACUACAUCCUAUGUGAUGGCAUUCUGUGAAUCCUUUUCCAUUGUGAUUUCCAUGAACGAGUUGCAUUUCUGUGACUCCAAUGUGAUCAAUCAUUUUUUCUGUGACACAACCCCUGUUUUAGUCCUGUCCUGCACUGACACACAUAAUAUUGAGAUCACGAUAUUCAUUCUUUCAGGCUCCACCUUAAUGGUGUCUCUUAUCAUAAUCUCUGUGUCCUAUGUGUCCAUUGUCUCUACAAUCCUGAAAAUCAAAUCCACAUCAGGAAAGAGAAAAGCCUUCUCUACCUGUGCCUCCCACCUCCUGGGGGUCUCCAUCUUCUAUGGCAUCAUCAUUUUCACUUAUUUAAAACCAAGAAAGUCCUACUCUUUGGGAAAAGACCAAGUGGCCUCUAUUUUUUACACUAUUGUGAUUCCCAUGCUGAACCCACUCAUUUAUAGUCUUAGGAACAAAGAAGUGAACAAUGCUCUCAUCAGAGUGAUGCAGAAGAUGGUUUGCACCAGGCAUGUAAAGUGA